AUGGUUGCUAACAUGCUGUGGAAUCGUAAGCAAAAGGGGUUUAAGUUUGGGAAUCUCUUUAAAAAGUCUUCAACAUCUCCUCCUCCACCACCAAAGUUGCCGACGUGUGUCGCUUUGCCCACCUCAGUCAUCUCAGCAACUGAUGAUGCUCUCGCCGUCUCACAUCGGCGAGCUGUCAGCGAUCUAGUCAUAGUCACCUCUGGUAGUCCACCUAUCUCGCCUUUUAUGCAACAGCCUCCGCAGACCCCUGAUAGCGGUAUCAAUCAGCCCUCCGCUACUUCCCCCUUCUACUCUUCCUCCUCAUCAACUUUCGCCAGCUCCAAAAUGUACUCGGGAAGUGUGGAUUCCGCGGCCGGCACCACUUCUUUCACUUCUAAUCGUUUUUCUUGGCCUAAGUCAAGUUCCUCUUCCUCUUCGGAGGCAAGCUCUCUCUCCACCGCUCUCUCCAACAAUCUUCGUCUCACCGCUAAUGGCAGCACUGCCGCCUCUGGCAACAGUCUUUUUACUUCUCCACCAAAAAGCUCCGCUUGCACCAGCGCACCUGUGAGUGGGACUGAAGUUCCUACCACAAGUACACCGCAGCGUUUACCGCGGUUUGUGGCAGGCACAACGAUUGCAGAGGAGGAUGAAGAGGCUGAAGAAGCGACUAGUGAAGUGGAUGGAAGAACCGUGACAGCGGCGGUCCUGCCACUACCUCCAGACUCCACCACAAUUACCCCUGUUGGCGAGGUUGACGCAGGUUUUGCGGCUACUGUGGCGCAGGUUUCCCGCCGCACUGGGACCUCUGCACAGGAGCUGUAUGCACGCAUGAAAGAGGUGCGUCGCCGUCCCGAGGAUGUGCGUAACAGGCUAAGGGGUCAGGCGAAUGCUGUAGUGUCCUCGAGCAGCAACAACAACGGCAACAGCGUUGGCUACGGUACCGCUGGUACCUCGAAGCGCCUUUCCCUGCCAGCAAGUCUUCACCUACCACCUCACUUGCGUCAGAAGGCUAUUCAACUUCUCGAAGAGCCCAUGAGCAGGAGAGAACGUCGCUUGUCUCUGGUAUGUUUAUUUGCCUUUAGACUGAAGUAUUCUUCAACCUGUGAUCUUGUACAGCCAUCCUUUUAUUUCUCUUAA
Molecule: messenger RNA, 1116 nt
Organism: Hydatigera taeniaeformis
Lineage: Eukaryota; Metazoa; Platyhelminthes; Cestoda; Cyclophyllidea; Taeniidae
Source: the annotation of a GenBank genome assembly